UCGGAAAAUGCUUUCUUCACUCGCUUCCCGCCGUUUUCCUCCGUUUAUUCUCUCUUUCUCCGAAGUCCUCCUACCGCCGGGGAAUCUGUUAUUUUCCACCAAAACAGCCGCUCCCAUUUCGGAGCUCGAUUGCAAGUUCAACAGCCCGGAGCGUCGCCCGGUACAAACUAAUUUCGACCCUUCUACUGUUCGCGAGGCGCUCGAUUCUUACUGCAACGACUGGCGGCGUUCGUUUGAGUUUUUCAACUGGGUCGAAUCAGAAUGUAAGUUCGAUCACACCACCGAGACCUACAAUCGAAUGCUCGACAUUCUCGGUAAGUUCUUUGAGUUUGACAUUUCGUGGGUCUUGGUUCAGCGGAUGCAACAAUCUGCAUUUGCUUCGCCGGAUCAUGCGACGUUUCGAAUUUUAUUUAAGCGUUAUGCGUCGGCGCAUUUGGUUACUGAAGCAAUUGCUGCUUACGAGAGAUCGCGGGAAUUUAAAUUGAGGGAUGAGACUUCGUUUUGUAAUCUCAUCGACGCACUUUGCGAGUACCGACAUGUUGUUGAAGCUCAGGAUUUGUGUUUUGGUAAGAACAAGAAGGUGGACUGUAAUGCGAGUACGAAGAUUCAUAACCUAAUUCUUCGUGGUUGGCUUAAGAUGGGAUGGUGGAGUAAGUGCAGAGAGUUUUGGGAAGAGAUGGAUAAUAAGGGUGUUCGUAAGGAUUUACAUUCAUAUUCGAUAUAUAUGGAUAUUCAGUGCAAGAGUGGGAAACCAUGGAAGGCUGUUAAAUUGUACAAGGAGAUGAAAAAGAAGGGAAUGAAACUGGAUGUUGUGGCUUACAAUACGGUGAUUCAUGCCAUUGGGAUUUCAGAAGGUGUUGAUUUUGCGAGUCGGGUGUUUCACGAGAUGAAGGAAAUGGGGUGUAAGCCUAAUGUUGUGACUUGCAAUACGAUUAUUAAGCUAUUUUGUGAGAAUGGAAGGUUCAAGGAUGCCCAUGUGAUGCUUGAUCAAAUGCUUAAGAAGGAUUGUCCACCUAAUGUUAUUACAUAUCAUUGUUUUUUCAGGUCUUUUGAAAAGCCAAACGAGAUCCUUAUGUUAUUUGAUAGGAUGAUUAAAUUCGGGGUUCAUCCAAAGAUGGACACUUAUGUGAUGCUUAUGAGAAAGUUUGGAAGAUGGGGGUUUCUAAGACCAGUGUUUUUAGUGUGGAAUAAGAUGGAGGAACUUGGGUGUAGUCCUAAUGAGUCUGCCUACAAUGCUCUAAUUGAUGCUCUUGUGGAGAAGGGCAUGAUAGAUAUGGCUAGGAAGUAUGACGAAGAGAUGGUAGCGAAAGGUCUUUCACCUAAGCUAAGAGAGGAAUUGGGGACGAAGAUGGUGAAUGGGGGCUAUCAUGCCAAUGUGAUAUGCAACGAGUAGGUAGUAUGUGCACUUCUUGGGGUUUGUAGAUGCAUCUGAUAUUGCAAUAUUUUAAUACCCAUAUUAAGAUGUUGCAAGGAAAAUUGAGGCUAGCAAGUGGGAUUUUGAUCUGGACAAUUCUGUUAUACUGAAAUUUGAGGGGAGAGACUAGUAGAGCAGAUGGUAACAGUUUGUUAAACAUCUGGUAAACUUGAUCAACAUGAUGUUAUUGGUUCAGUUCUAACCUAGAAAGUUGAAGUUUGCCCUUUCUUCCUGAAGACUAGAUAUAGCGGUGGCAGGCCAUUAUGAUGUCUGGAUGAAUUUUCAGUUUCUAAGAGUUAACGGAGCUUGCUGCAGAUGAUUUCUAAGAUUCUUCAUGUUGGCAUCAAAUUGUUGAUCACUGAUUAGCACAUACGUUUAACGAAUCGAUUGAGAACCGUAUUUUUACGCAUUGUUUUUUAAAGCUCGAGGUGCACUAUUCCACAGUAGUCCUCUAAAGCUUAAGCUCGAGGCGCAAAAAAAAGCGUGAGGCGAUAUUGGAUUAUCUCCAAGUUUGGGAGUUGCUGUACUGGGAAAUCGGCAUGCAAGGCUUUCAUGGUCAUAUUGGUUCAAGAAAGUUCUGUAUUAUCAAGUUGCUCUUGCUUAUGUGUUUACCUGGCUGAUAAAUGAUAAUCAAUGUUUCACAGGUCAGCAGAGUAUCUUUAUUUCUGGGCCGUGCUUAUAUUUUCCUAUGAAAAAACAACUAUUUUGGCUUGUCUUUACGAGUAAAUUUAUAGCACUUUAAUUAUGUUGAAUAUUUAUCUAGAGAAUGCAGGUUUGGUGAAUGAAAUCUUAGAACAAAUUUAAAUA
This is a messenger RNA of Momordica charantia (bitter melon), 2221 nucleotides long. RefSeq names its product Pentatricopeptide repeat (PPR) superfamily protein. The record is from RefSeq and is a predicted model, not a curated record. Lineage: Eukaryota; Viridiplantae; Streptophyta; Magnoliopsida; Cucurbitales; Cucurbitaceae. Gene Ontology annotation, molecular function: mRNA binding; protein binding.